This is a messenger RNA of Aquila chrysaetos chrysaetos, 1668 nucleotides long. RefSeq names its product RAD52 motif containing 1 (gene RDM1). Gene Ontology annotation, molecular function: RNA binding. The record is from RefSeq and is a predicted model, not a curated record. Gene Ontology annotation, cellular component: nucleolus. NCBI's taxonomy places the organism in Eukaryota, Metazoa, Chordata, Aves, Accipitriformes, Accipitridae. The transcript is spliced from 7 exons. The coding region runs from base 102 to 974 and encodes 290 amino acids.
UUUGCGGGGGGCUUUUCCCUCGCAGCCGUGGCUGGGGCCCGCCGACCGGCUGAGGCGGGAGGGCGGGCCGGGGGCCGGGCGGGAAGGCGGGCUGCUCCGGCAUGGCGGAGGUGGUGGAGUUCCGGGUGCCCGCGGGGAGCGCGCAGACGCUGCUGGUCUGGGGGCUGGAGCCGGGGCCGGGCCUGGAGCAUUCCCUGUUUUCAGCGUUUUCCAAAUUUGGGCUGCUCUACUCUGUGCGAGCACACAGAAAUGCUGCUGUGGCAGGGCCUGGGUAUUACGCCAUCAUCAAGUUUUAUUCAGCUGGAGAUGCCAGCAGAGCCCAGCGCAUGUGCAAUGGGCAAAGGCUGUUUCAGAAAUCUCCCUUGAAGGUUUGUGUUUGCACCAAGCAGAAAGGGUUUCAGCAACAAGUCCUUGCUCUCAACAGCAGCAAGUGCCAGGAGCUGGCCAACCACUACCUUGGCUUUAACGGCUGGUCCAGUCGCAUCAUCACACUGCAGAAUGUAUCUGGCUUUGAUGGUGAGAAUGAGGAACGGGGAAAGACAUUACAGAAGCGAUCUGUGAAAUACCUGUGUGCUAUAGAGGUGACGCUGCCCAACCACGGGGUACGCACCAGGGGAGUUGCCCUUGGUGAAGCAGAUGUAGAAAAUGGUGAAGAUCCUCUUGAGUUUGUCACAGCCACAAGAAGAGUUCAGAAACUUGCAGUCGGGAAAGCUUUGUCUAGUGCCUUUCAGAAGAUACUCCUCGUAGUCUUGGAGAAUGGGAAAGUGGUCGUGGAGUACAAUUCCUCCCAAGAGGAGCCCACAGACUUCCUAACAGAAGAGGAACUGAAGGGGCUUGUUCAGAGAGCUGACCUAACAUGUAAUGACCAUAAGAGAAGUGAGCAGCAAAGUCAAACAGAAAGCCUGCUGCUUCUCAAACCUCUCUUCCCUGAAGAGUCAUCCCUCACCUCCCCUGCCAUCUCACUUCCCUUGUGAUGGUGUGUGGGAGGUUAUUCAGCGCUCGCUCUCUGCAAGGCACCUUCCAGCCUGAUAGGAAGAGGAACAGACAGGAAUUCGGAAGGGCUUGCUUGGGAGGAGAGCUGCUGGGUGUCCUUCUGGUUCAUUGCCUUGUGAUGUCGGUCAGUCUUUCCAAAACGGAAAUGUUCCUGAGUUGGUAAAUUCCAGGGAGGCCGUCCCUUGUAUGUGGUAAAAAUAUAUUGUUUCCAGGUGCAGAGGGAUAAAGCUAAAAUAUGCUGUGGAGAAAGACAUUUACUCUUGAUUUCUCUUCCCAGGUCAAUGAAUUGUCCUUGGAACAGUUUGACCUCAAAGAAGAAGAAGUUUUGUCUGAUCUCAGUUUUGAUGAUGAGCUCCCUAGCUGGGAGAUGCCAUCUGAUUAGUGCAGCUCUGUCUUCACAUAGUUUCCAAAAAUUUUGCAGUGUUUGAUUAGGAAUGAAAGUCUAACGCUGUGAAAUGACAUGUGCAUCAUAGCCAAUGUUUUCUGUUUCUCCAAAUACGUAACAGCAAAAGACAUGGGCAAUAAACCUAGUGUUACUAAAAUUAAGCCCAAAAAUAUAUGCUGUUUUUGGAGAGGAAGUAUUUUCCUGUCAACUUAUUCAGGUCAGCUAUAUAUGGAAGCCAGCUUAGCUACAUGAUUAUUAUUUAGACAGCAUAACAGAUGUGCAUAGCACUU